AUGAUCAGGACCUGCCUGUACACCAUCUCGGCGGCCAUUGCGAUAGCCUCCAAUGUCUUUUUCCUAUCUUUGGCGGUGUUCCCGGACUUGACACCUGUGAAUGCGCACCUUUGGCCCAAACCCGUGCAUGAAUGUCAUGGUCAUCGGACCAUUCAACUCUCCAAGGACUUUCGCUUCCAGCUACCACACGAUGCCCACCCGAGACUGGCAAGCGGAGCUGCUCGCUACAGGAAAAGAAUUCUGGUCAGUAAAUUCUUGAGUCCAGUGCCAGUCGAUCCUUCUCUUCUAGCCUUGGAAGAUCGAUCCCAGGUCGCAGACGUCAAGCUGGACACAAUUAUAGUGGCUAUUGAAAAAGGCUCCUCGGCCGACGCCUUGGGUUUGGAGACAGAUGAAUCCUACAGACUACUGAUCGCCACGGACGAAGACCCCAAGGCGCCUUUUGAAAUUGACGCCCAUCAGUGUGAACAGAUGUCAAACAAGCCAUUCCCACACAGCGUCAAGGGCUUCAUCAGGGCAAAGACAAUCUACGGGGCACUGCACGGCAUGGAAACGUUCGCCCAAUUGGUGACAAACAAUCUGCAUGACGGUACAAAGGAGAUUGCCCGUGCUCCCGUCCUCAUCCACGAUCAACCGCUGUUCCAGCACCGUGGGCUGAUGCUCGAUACCUCCAGGAACUAUAUCUCUAUAGCUGCUCUCUACAGGACCAUCGAUGCCAUGGCUAUGAACAAAUUCAAUGUCUUUCAUUGGCACAUUGCGGACUCGCAGUCGUUCCCUGUCGCGUUGGAUGACGUCCCCGGCACCAAACACGUGGAUGAAAAGGAUGAACAACAGAAAACAUCAGGUCUGCCGCUCAGUCAACUAGCCUCCAAAGGCGCCUAUGCCAGUGAUAUGGUGUACACCAAAAAGGAUAUCCUGAAAUUCGUCAACUACGCCCUCGAUAGAGGCAUCCGCGUCAUUCCUGAGAUCGACAUGCCUGGCCACGCCUGGUCCUGGUCGCGUUCCUUCCCAGAGAUCACAUCCUGUCUGGACGGUUAUCCCAGCUACAGUCGAUUCAGUGCGGAACCCCCGAGCGGCCAGUUGAACCCGAUCAUUCCCAAGACGUACGAGGUUGUUCAAGGCGUCUAUGACCAGUUCCUCCCACUUUUCAAGGACAAGUAUGCCCAUGCAGGUGCAGACGAGGUUAACAUUAAUUGCUGGAACAAUACCGAUUCUGUGGUGAAGUACAUGAAGAGCAAGAAUAUUACUAGGGAUGCCUCUGGGUUCGACAGCAUUCUGAACGAAUUUGUCUCAAAGCAGCACGCGAUGUUGCGAAAGGAAGGCAAGACACCCGUCGUCUGGGAGGAGCCAUUGCUGAACCACAACCUGAAGACUCUUCAGCACAGUAAGGAUACCGUGAUCCAGGUCUGGACGAGCGCAGCAAAUAUCAAAAAGACGGUCGAAAAGGGAUACAAAGUGGUCGCUGGAUCGGCCGAUUAUUGGUACCUUGACUGUGGAUUCGGAGACUGGCUUGGCAACUGGACCCUAGGCCGCUCAUGGUGCGACCCAUAUAAGGGCUGGCAAAGGAUUUACUCGUUUAACCCGAUCUUGGGGCUGACUCCUAAGGAUGCAAGGAGUGUCCUUGGCGGUGAGGCACUUCUUUGGACGGAGCAGGUCGAUGAUACCAAUUUGGAUACUAAGCUGUGGCCCCGUGCCUCUGCCGCAGCCGAGGUGCUGUGGAGCGGCAACUCGGACGACAGCUCGACCCGCCUGUGGAAUGGACCUGAGCAGAAAGCAGACACACUUCGUAGCAUUGAGGCCGAGAGCAGAAUCAACGAGCACCGGUUCAGGAUGGUGUCCGAGAAGAUUGGGGCAGAGCCCCUGCAGCCGAUGUGGUGCGUGCAGCACCCAGGGCACUGUCUCUGGCCCAUUUACGACGAGAAGCCGGAAGAGUCGCCAUACUAA
This is a messenger RNA of Gamsiella multidivaricata, 1941 nucleotides long. RefSeq names its product glycoside hydrolase superfamily. Gene Ontology annotation, biological process: glycosaminoglycan metabolic process; carbohydrate metabolic process. NCBI's taxonomy places the organism in Eukaryota, Fungi, Mortierellomycota, Mortierellomycetes, Mortierellales, Mortierellaceae. The transcript is spliced from 4 exons. Gene Ontology annotation, cellular component: membrane. Bases 1 to 1941 code for a protein of 646 amino acids. The record is from RefSeq and is a predicted model, not a curated record. Gene Ontology annotation, molecular function: beta-N-acetylhexosaminidase activity.